AUGGACAUCCCUGUAGCACAGCACAGCACCCCAGGCAAUGUUGAAUCCCAGUACGCUAUUGUCCACGGACAGUCUUUGGAUCUCUCUGAACAACAAUUAGUUGACUGUGUCCGCAAUACGGAUUGUGAGAGGGGAUUAUUAAUUUCAUCUGGAGUAAUGUACUUGAUGAAUGGUGUCGAGCCAGAAGGUGAUUAUCCUUACACAGCGUCUAAGGCGUCGUGUAAGUUCGAUCCCGGUAAAGCUAAUGUAAGAGUCACUAGUUGUAUAGAACUAAAGGGCAUUGAUGAGAAUACAUUAGCAAGUUAUUUGCAGCAAAAAGGCCCAAUUUCCGUUGCGGUCGACGCAACUGAUUUCCAAACCUAUACUGCUGGUGUUCUGCAAAGUUGUCGAACAUAUAGUAGUCCCAAACUUCAUGCGGUUCUUCUAGUUGGAUAUGGAAAUGAGAACGGUGAACCAAUAUGGAUAAUAAAGAACUCGUGGGGAUCAACUUGGGGCAAUGGUGGUUACAUCAAAAUCAAGAGGGGACUCAACUCUUGUGGCCUGCUCAAUUACCAAUUAAUAAUUUCCCAUGUUGCAUGA
Molecule: messenger RNA, 579 nt
Organism: Galleria mellonella (greater wax moth)
Lineage: Eukaryota; Metazoa; Arthropoda; Insecta; Lepidoptera; Pyralidae
Product: pro-cathepsin H-like
Exons: 5
Coding region: 1-579 (192 amino acids)
Cellular component (GO): lysosome
Molecular function (GO): cysteine-type endopeptidase activity
Source: RefSeq, a predicted model, not a curated record